Messenger RNA from Nasonia vitripennis (jewel wasp), 1328 nucleotides. Its product is annotated as alcohol dehydrogenase 1-like. Gene Ontology annotation, cellular component: cytoplasm. Lineage: Eukaryota; Metazoa; Arthropoda; Insecta; Hymenoptera; Pteromalidae. The transcript has 6 exons. The record is from RefSeq and is a predicted model, not a curated record. Gene Ontology annotation, molecular function: oxidoreductase activity, acting on the CH-OH group of donors, NAD or NADP as acceptor. The coding region runs from base 348 to 1139 and encodes 263 amino acids.
UAAAACAUUACAUUAGGAUAAAAAAACAUACGAUGGUUACAAUCCUGAUAGACCGUUAAUACGUGUACCCGUUAAGUUAUUAAGUAACAAAUAGCUAGAACUGCGGCCGCUAAAAAUUAAGCAGGUUCCUAGGUAGAAACCCGUUAAAACGGUCGCUCUGAUAGCAGCUUUUGGCUAAUUUUAGGCUAAUUUUAACGAGUAUCGCGCAUAUUCCUAGCUGGAAACCCGUUAAUAUUUCUACCAGGAUAUAAUGUAUUAUUUUUUUCCAGGUGCUGUAGCGAAUAUCGCCGUAUGAACCUUAUUCUUGCGUAUAUUAUACUUAUAAUCAAGAAAUCAAAACUUAAAAUAUGUAUAUUAAAAACAAAGUCAUUAUAAUUACUGGCGGUCUUGGAGGAUUAGCGACGGCUACGACACAAGUUUUACUAAAACACGAACCUAGAUACAUAGCUCUCUUUGAUACAGAAGAAAAGAACAGCUAUGCUGAACUUCAAUUAAAAAAGUUCGAGCAAGAAUUUGGAGAAGGUCGAGUCGGCUUUUAUGCAAGCGACGUGAGGAAUCAACAUCAGUUCGAAGAAAAAUACGACCAAGUUUUGAAAUCUCACAAAUCGGUCGAUAUUCUAAUCAACCUCGCAGGAAUUUUAUGCGAUGCAGACACAGAGUUAACAAUCGAUGUUAAUUUCAAAGGUUUAGUUUUCUGCACUCUAACGGCCAUCGAUAAAAUGGGAAUCCAUCGGGGCGGUAGAGGUGGAACGAUUAUUAAUGUAAGUUCUAUUGUUGGAUUGAUGUUUCACGAAGAUUUUCCGGUUUAUGUGGCAACUAAACAUGCUGUUGUGGCAUUCACGAAUUCUUUAAAGUCUCAUUAUGCAAAAACUGGAGUUCGUGCGAUGACUAUGUGUCCAGGACUGACAAGUACAUCUAUGAUUAGAACAGACAUCGCCAAGCCUCUUUAUUUCGUUGGUAAUUCAAGUAGUGCUUUGACUAACAGUCCCUCGCAAUCACCAAAAACUGUUGGUUUGGCCAUAGCGGAGAUGAUCGAAAAAGGAGAAAGCGGUGCUGUUUGGGUCUCAGAAGAAAACAAUCCGCCGUAUGCCGUUAGAGAUUUAGAACUUUAUAAAGAUAGGGCUGUUCCAAUUCCAUGAAUUCGCGUGAAACCAUUAUAAAUAUACAUAUACCUAUAAUUUAUAUUAUAUGGCUUAUGCGACAGCCGACUGAUAACAUGUAUGACGAGUGAGACUUAUUCGUCUCCUGUGCAAUAUUUUUGUUUAUUUAUUUAAUAUGGCUUGAGGAGGUCCCCACUAAGGACGAAACGUUGCCGGUUAUUUUUAUAU